This is a messenger RNA of Myotis lucifugus (little brown bat), 1276 nucleotides long. RefSeq names its product complement C1q like 1 (gene C1QL1). The record is from RefSeq and is a predicted model, not a curated record. Gene Ontology annotation, molecular function: protein binding. NCBI's taxonomy places the organism in Eukaryota, Metazoa, Chordata, Mammalia, Chiroptera, Vespertilionidae.
UACACCACGGUGCCGCGCGUGGCCUUCUACGCCGGCCUCAAGAACCCGCACGAGGGUUACGAGGUGCUCAAGUUCGACGACGUAGUCCCCAACCUAGGCAACAACUACGACGCGACCAGCAAGUUUACGUGCAACAUCCCCGGCACCUACUUCUUCACCUACCACGUCCUCAUGCGCGGCGGCGACGGCACCAGCAUGUGGGCUGACCUCUGCAAGAACGGCCAGGUGCGGGCCAGUGCCAUUGCCCAGGACGCAGACCAGAACUACGACUACGCCAGCAACAGCGUGAUCCUGCACCUGGACGCGGGCGAUGAGGUCUUCAUCAAACUCGACGGGGGCAAAGCGCACGGCGGCAACAGCAACAAAUACAGCACGUUCUCCGGCUUCAUCAUCUACUCUGAUUGAGCUCCCCGCGUCCCUGGUUACCCCCCGGGCUCCUCGUCCUGCCGGGCAAUGGAUGACCCGUCCCCCGCCCACCUCUUUGCUGCCCAACCCGGCUGCGCGCCGUCCUGGCCGCAGCGCAGCCCGCGCUGUAUAUUUGUACAAUAGGAUUGUUUAUUGCCCGCCCCUCCCGCCAGCCCGCCCAAGCCUGGGGACCGGUCUGGUCCGGCAGAGUCGCUUCCUGCGUUCAGAUGCGCUGCCCUCCUGCUCCCGCUCCGGCUCCGGGGGUGGUGCCACCUGGGGAAGGGCUGGGAGGGGGACUGGAUAGCUUCCCAGCACCCUUUAAAGCCCUACCCCCAGUCGCUCCCCGUCUGACCAAAGCUAUAAUAAAAACACUUCCACGCGGUUGGAGUUCCGUCUGUGCCCUGGGGAGGAGAUGCAGGAGGAGAUUCUGACCCUGUCCUCCUCCAGACUGGAAAGGGGUCUGCGGGAAGCGGCCCCUGGAUCUGGGGGAAGACAGGGGCCAGUGCCCGCCACCAUGGGCCUGAGCAGCUGGAAUGGGAAGCCACCGGGUUAUAUCCUCCUCCUCCAUGGUGGAUAAGUUCCAUGUUUUCAUCCUUGAAAGUGGCAUCAGCAUUCCAAAGGCACAGCAAGGUUUAAACCGGGAAACCCCGACUCUCAUCCAGUGCCUCCAUAUGUGAUCCUGGGCAAGUCACUCCUCUGACUCGCUUCUGGGUUCGUGACCGCCUUUGCACUGAAAGGUGGUUGGCCUUGGCCGGAGCACUUCACCUCUGGGCCUCAGCUUCCUCAUCUAUAAAAUGCAGGUGACCUCCCUCACUUGACUGAGGAUUAGAGAGAGAUAUGAGCUCAAUAAACAUAGUUUUUAUUAUCUAUA